Penaeus chinensis is the source of this 3214-nucleotide messenger RNA. RefSeq names its product partitioning defective 6 homolog gamma-like (gene par-6). The transcript has 5 exons. Lineage: Eukaryota; Metazoa; Arthropoda; Malacostraca; Decapoda; Penaeidae. Gene Ontology annotation, biological process: centrosome cycle. The record is from RefSeq and is a predicted model, not a curated record. Bases 132 to 1076 code for a protein of 314 amino acids. Gene Ontology annotation, molecular function: protein binding.
UUCAGUGGACCUCCACCAAUGUCUAAGAAUCUAAACAAGUGGCCCUCGUUGUCGAAAAUGCGUUUUAAAAUGUAAAAUAUCCAUGAUAUGUGAUUACUUUCCCGACUGACUGACUCCACAAAACGCCUAAAAUGUCCAGGAGUUCUAAAUCCCAGAGUAGAGCCCAGAGUUCAUUGAUAGAAGUGAAGAGCAAGUUUGAUGCAGAAUUUAGGCGAUUCAGUGUUGAGAGAGACAAGUAUGAGAGGCUCGAAGACUUUCGCACAUUAGUUGAAGAAUUACACCGACUACAAAGUACUUCUUUUGUCCUAGCCUACACUGACCCUCGGGAUGGGGAUCUUCUUCCAAUUACAAAUGAUGAUAACUUCAGGAAAGCUCUUCAGUGCUCAAGACCACUUCUUAGAGUCAUCAUCCAGCAUAAAGGAAGUCUUGAGCAUCUCCCAAAUGGCUCGAACCACAAGCUGCCCAGCAUCCUCUCACCUUUUGUUACACAGCCGAGGAACAAGUUAUCUAUAUCUUACCCACAAGAUUUCCGUCAGGUAGCAGCUAUAAUUGAUGUGGAUGUAGUACCUGAGGUGUGCAGGAGAGUACGCCUGUUGAAGCAUGGCUCAGACAAGCCUCUAGGUUUUUACAUUCGAGAUGGAACAAGUGUGCGAGUUACACCACAUGGCCUAGAGAGAGUGCCUGGCAUAUUCAUCUCUCGCUUAGUACCAGGUGGGCUGGCAGAGAGCACUGGGCUGCUGGCAGUAAAUGAUGAAGUCCUGGAAGUUAAUGGAAUAGAAGUAAAUGGGAAAACAUUAGAUCAGGUAACUGACAUGAUGGUAGCCAACAGCAGUAAUCUGAUUAUAACAGUUAAACCUGCAAAUCAGCGGACGUUAUCCCACACACCACGUCGAGGUUCCUUCUCCCGCAACUCCGCCAUGUCUUCAGGAUCACAGCAGUCCCACCAGUCUGCCUCUGAUGAGGAUCGCUACGACCAGGAUGAGAUACGAGACCUGACUGCGGCAGAUUCCCUCAGUGAUGCACCUCUUUCCCACGCGUCACACCCAUCCAAGGAUGAAGGGGUCUUACAUCUUUAGUUGUAUGGAAGAUAUAUUUUAACUGCCAUUAAUAGUUUUGAUAGAUAACAUGGAUAAUGGUAAACAUUAAAAGAAUAUUUUUUAUAGAUAUCUGAAUCAUAUCAUCCUUUAUGUUGUGGGAUUAUUAUAUCCUCCUUUUUGUCAUUGUUUUAUUAAUAUUUAUGUAUAUAAUUUUUUAAUAUUCUCCCCACCUCCAUUCACUAUUUUAUGGGGCUCAUGUUUGCAUAAUGUAUUGUAAACACAACUUGAUUUAUUUUGGUGCAGUAUCAUAGUUGACCGUAUGGCCAACACCAGUCUUAGAUUUUGCAGAAUUUAUAUCAAUAUCUGUUAUAGCUCAUUAUUUUAGCCCACCGUUGAUGAUAAUGUUGUUUACAUUAAAAGCCAUACUGUUAGAAAUGCUACACCUUGUAAGGUGGAAGGUAGAACAAGUGCCUGUAAUUACAUCACUAAUGUGUGUCUUUCCUGAUGCCUUUAAGGGUUAUAUAUUUGAGUAUGUUGAAGAAUAGAAUAUGAAGUAUGGAAAUCAUAAGGAAGUAUGUACGAUAGUUGUCCACAGUUGAAAUUAUAGUGUAAAUGUGCCUUUCUUGCAGGAAUUUUAAUCAAACCUUACUACUUCAUUUUCCUAGUAAUCAGAUUGUAUAUCUUUUUAUAUUUAAUUUUUUUUAUUACAUUUUUAAUGUCAACAUCAGUACUUAGGCAGAAAAUGAGCAAGUCAUAUACAACAAAAAGAUUGGUAAUAUAGUCAUAAUCUUUUAAAUGGUUUGUACUGCUGAUUCUUCCUAAUCAUUUGACUUGAUUGAAGGAUAUACUUACAUUCCCAGUUCAAAUCACCUAUUAGUUUGAAGUUUCACUGUUGUAAGAAAAUAUACUUUUAUAAUCAAUUGUAAUUAGCUUUAACUUGAAACUAAGAGUUAUUUCCCUCUGUUGAUUGUAUAUACAUUAUGUGCAUAUGGUAUCUUUAAGGUAUAGAGGCCAGAAGUAGUACGUGGCUUCAGAUACUUUAAGUGUUUGGCAUGAAUAGUUAUGCUACUUCCCCACACCCAAUGGUUGUCACUUGUGUACAAUAUUAUAAUAUGUGAAUAACAUAAGUUUGAGGGAUUUAGUGCACCUUGAAAGCCUCAAAUAAAGGCUCCCCAGAGUACUUGUGCUAUAUGGACCACAUUUCUGUGGACCAUUAUGUAUAUUAUUGAAAUUAUACAGUUUACACCUAGAUCAUAUUUUAAUACUUGUGAUAAAACUUUCAAGGAUAGGAUUGUGGGUCAGAGACCACUGUAUAGUGUAAAUGAUUGGUUGAUUGAUGUAAGAAUGAGUGAACAUUAGAAAUUGCAAGUAUAAUAAUAAUGUUGGAAAAAGGAAUUGUUUGACAGUUUAUAUAGCAAGCAGCAUUGUGCCGCUUCUGAAUGUCCUACAUAUUUUCAGUAUGAUAAUUCUAAUUGCAGUAUACAAGAAGUUUAGCUUUGAGAUACUUAGCCAGGUAACAUAAACUAAAGCUGUAUUCCACAUUCCGUCCUGUAUUAAUUACAUAUAUGAUGCAAUAUUUUUUCAAGGACAUAUUUGCUUGUAAGAUGUUCUGUUGCUAAUGGUAUUGAGAAGAAAGGGAGAUUGCAUCUGGGUAAGUAGGUCAGUAAAGGUAUUAAGUAUUAAUGCUUUGGUGUUUUAGAUGAGAUGAUAGGGCCAUAAAAGCCAGUCUCUUAGUAAUGAUGAAGUAUCAUAGAUUGAAUGUAAUUCUUAUGUCCCAAGAAACUGGUUCUGACAUUUUGAGUAUAAUGGUAAGCAUACACAAAGCUAAAUUUUUUUGUUUUGUUACAACAUUAUCAGGAUAAUUUAUAUUCAUACAUGCAGUUAAAAUAUCAUUAUUCAACACCCAAUAUUUGAUUUGUAAGUGGCAGCUUAGCAGCUUGCAUUUAAAUGCUAAAGAUUGUAAAAUAAGCCCAGUAUUUCUCCAGGUAAGGAAACUGUCCAGAAGUAACAGAACAACUUGGUUUGUAAACCUUCUUGGCUCCACAGUUUCUUCAUGGCCGUGGAGGCUUUUUACCUGUCAGUUCUAUAACAACUUUGCAUGUAUACUUAUUCAGAUUAAAUUUAUUUUAUACAUACAAAUUUGUAUGGAUUAUAGCCUAUUAAAGUGAAACCAUUCA